Molecule: messenger RNA, 6104 nt
Organism: Protopterus annectens (West African lungfish)
Lineage: Eukaryota; Metazoa; Chordata; Ceratodontiformes; Protopteridae
Product: phospholipid scramblase 2-like
Exons: 8
Coding region: 298-1314 (338 amino acids)
Biological process (GO): plasma membrane phospholipid scrambling
Cellular component (GO): plasma membrane
Molecular function (GO): phospholipid scramblase activity
Source: RefSeq, a predicted model, not a curated record
GGCCAGAAUCGAGUGUCCACCCCCCAACACACACACGCAACCACACAAGCACAUAGACUUGCAUGCUAAGGCAGAGGCUUAUUACAUUAAGGAUGGACCUAUGAAACAAGGCACUGAAACUUAACAGUGUUUGGGUUGUGGUUUUUAUGAGCAGAGCAGACGAGUUCCCAGCAUUCUGUGUGGAAGGGUGUGGAAGCAGUAUUUUUCUUCUGGUGAAAACAGAAUUGUGAACUUUCAGGUUUUCCAAAGCAGCUCAGUAUCUUUUAGUAGAAGUCGGACUUCCUACUUCCCAUCCUAAUGGCUGCACCAGGUUAUCCCAGCCCACAAGCAGGGUACACAGGCCCUCAUCAAGGGAAUUACCCAUUAGCCCCAUACCCUACUCCACAACCUGGAUAUCCUGUACCACAACCUGGUUACCCUACUCCACCUGUUGGUUACAUGCCUGUGGAUCCAAAUAAUCCACCCCCUCAGGUUGGUUUUGGUGUCUAUCCUUCAGCACCUCCAGCAGCAAAUCAUCCACCACAAGGUCUCCAAGCCCAUCCUGAGGGGACUCCUUCGUCAAAACCACCAGCACCCCAGCCACCAGUGCAAGAUCCACAUUCAACUGUAGUGCCAUAUGUACCAGCGGCAACUGGAGUGCCACCAGGCCUUGAAUAUCUGACACAGAUUGAUCAAAUUUUAAUACAUCAGCAAGUUGAAUUGGUGGAAGCUUUCAUUGGCUUUGAGACUAACAACAAGUAUGAGAUAAAGAACAGCAUGGGACAGAAGAUAUUUUUUGCCAAAGAGGAGAAUGACUGCUGCACACGGAACUGCUGUGGACCGCUUCGCUAUUUUAACAUGAAAAUAUUGGACAACUCUAACCGAGAAGUUAUUCAUCUGGUCCGGCCUUUCAGGUGUGCCAGUUGUUGGUGUCCUUGCUGUCUGCAAGAGCUGGAGGUACAGUCUCCUCCGGGAACUACUAUUGGGCAUAUUGUACAAAACUGGCACCCUUUUAUUCCAAAAUUCUCAGUUCAGAAUGCUUCCAAAGAGACAGUUUUGAAGAUUGUUGGGCCCUGUUUUGCCUGCAAUUGCUGUGGAGAUAUUAAUUUUAAGAUUCAGAGUUCAGAUGAGUCAUCGAGUGUGGGAAUGAUCACCAAACAGUGGAGUGGACUUGUGAAGGAGAUUUUUACAGAUACAGAUAAUUUUGGAAUCCAGUUUCCAAUGGACCUUGACGUGAAAGUGAAGGCUCUCUUGUUAGGAGCCUGCUUCCUCAUUGAUUUCAUGUUCUUUGAGAAAACUGCAGAUGUGAAUCAACGGAGCACUGUGUUUUCCUAAAAGAAUGGUCCUAACUAUCAGUUUCCACAUUUGUUUCAACUCCACUUACAGUCUUCAAGAUUGAUCUGCAGCUGGAAUUGAUAACCUAAGUGACUCUAUCAGAAAAUAUAAAUACUUGAUUGAGCAGAAAGGGUGGUGACAUGAUGUAUGUUUUUCAAAUCCUCUGAACUUCUUGACUGUUAAUUGUUAUGCAGUGCUCUGAGCACUAAUUAGUUAAAGGUGUAUUUGUCAUUGUAUUUACCCAAGGCAGUCAAGAAAUUCAGCCCAUCUCACUUUGGAGAGCUGGAUGACACUGACUCUUUUUCAUUUUUUUUACGACACAACUGUUAAACCUUAAAACUGUAUCUAUGACUGUAUCAGAUUUAUAGAAAUCUAUAUAAAAUGUGUAUUCUAUUCUGUUACUAUAUUUUCUUUUAAGGGUAAUGGUAGGAAUGGUGCAUUAAAUUCUACAAAAGGCAGCUUGCACGUUGUCCAAACAUCUGUCUUUACUACAGAUUUUAUACAACAGUACCUCUGUGUCCUGACUGCCUCAAAUGAUAACGGGGGUAGGAUUUUUUAUUAUUGACCCAUAUGAGCUUGGUUCCUGCUAUACAAUGGAUUUUUAAAAAAAAUGAAUGGUCAAAACAAGAAUGUUUGAAUGCUAAUGCACUGAAAUUGCAUGUUUGCACUGUUGUGUGUACAUACAUGGGAUGAGAAGAUAAGCACCAUAUACCGCAGUAUGGAGUAUAUUUUCAGAUGUUACUCCACAGCUUAAUAAAGUACAUGUCCCAGGAUUCUUUGAAGUAGACAUCACUGUAGGAGGCAUAGGUUGGAGAAUUGAUAAGAUGUUACACCUCCAGUCAUAAACCACUAUGACAGAACAACACUGGUUCAGCAGUAAUUUAGUCAAACCUUGGACUUAAGCCUUGCUUACCUGGACAUUUAGAGAAUACUAGUCGCAACUUUCUGCUUUCAGUAGUAUGACAUCAGAAAUUUAAAUCAAUUGCAGGCAUGAACAUUUAGACUGGACCAGGUAUGUGCAUUCCAGGGUGCUAUGAACUAUCCAGGAAAGAAAAGAAGGAAUGACCACACAAUGACAUCUAAUUUGUAUGACUGGGGGAUGGCCAGGUGGGGACAUUCACCCCCCUACUUAUCCAUGCAUACAGAUGGCCUUCAUUCCCUAGAAUGUCACCAUCUGUGUAACCAAUCUUAGCUGCUUCAGGGACAAGUAAUUCUGUACCACAAGAUAAAAUUAUUUUAAACUUAUCUUUCCCCAAUCUUAAAUUUUCACAGUUCUGCUAAUUGCACUUUCACUAGAACUUACAGUAGGAAUACUAAGUAAAUGACUACCAUUGUGCCUGUCUCUAGCAUUUCAAAUUUUAUGUAAUAUUCAAAAACAUUCUUUAGGUGGCCUUCUGAUUAACAAUCACUUUUGACAAAACCAAAUGCAGUGGUCUUUAAGCCUGACCCCACAGAAAAAUACCAAAUAUUGAAAGUUAAGGUAUUAUGCACCUAAAGUGCUUGGUUCUUGGCCUCCCCAAGUAGGCUGGGCUCAGCAUUUGAUAAAAAUGCUGUAGUUGCAUUGGUGGUUUCUGUUUUACUUCCGAAGUGCACCUUUGCCUAGAAUUAAUUACAACAACCUUUGCAUUUGAUGUCAUAAUUUUUUAACUGCAUAAAUAUCUUGCUGAGAUCUUAAGUCUAUUAGGAUGAUUAAAUUCCACUUAAAGCUGAACCAGCCUUAAUUAUUUUACUAUGGGAUAUGUGAAAUGAUGCUACAAUAUUUUUGUAUGCAGUUUCAUUACUUUCCAAGUUCCUCUUGUGCAGGUCAAGUUGUGGAAUAAUUUACAUGUCUUGUAAUAGAUGUCCUACUUCAACCCAGUUUUGCACACUCUGCUAUAUCCUUUAAGUCUUAGCAACACAAACUUUUUCAAGUGCAGUUAACAACAUAAUUAGCUAUAUAAAUCUCAAUAACAAGUUAUAUGCUGCACAGCUGUGUUAUACACCAUACUGUCUAACCAACCUUACUAAACCAGUAAAGUCUGGACCUUUGUGGUAGUUACUCUGAGCAGCACUUAGUUACUCUGAUCAGCACUUAUUUAACAAGACACAGUUGUUGCACUGACACAUUUCAUUAUCAUUUAGAGGUGUUUGCUUUCAAAUAAUCUAACAUAAUUUGCAAAUGAGAGCAAAAUCUAGAUGUGCCUCUUGCGUUCCUGCAAUUUCAGUGCAUGCGUUUUAGAUUGUAGCAUGCCACUCUGAGUGUGCAUUCUGGAAUGCUAUGAAGUACUUUGCAUGUGCAUUUAAACAUUAUGAAGUAGUGGGAACACAACCUUGUUUGAAACUGGAAUUUCAUAGUGACCUCUAGCAAUCCUUGCAAUACCAGUGACUGUUAAAAACAUGGAAGUACACUCCUGCAGGAUGGACCAGUUACACUGCAGGGAGAAAAGGACUGCAGGUGCCAAGCAAGACACUUCACUUGGAUUCACACCUGCAUUGCCUUUUGUCAUCAGUUAGCUAACCACCCAUUGCUUGAAUACUGUGAUCAAACUCCUCCCCCAACAGAAGAGUGGUUGCCUUCAGUUGUACUGUUAUAUGGCAGCCACUAGCCCUUGGCACAUAAGGCUUGCUAGUUGUACUGCUUGUUCUUUACCCAGCAUAGAGCUUAUUAAAGACAUCAGCUGAUUAUUAGUAGUUCCUCCAUGAUGAGUCAGGAAUACACUUCAAAAAUCUGCUUGCAGAACGAGUGACCAUGACCCUUCUGCCAAAUGCUGUAAUAAUGACAGGCACUCUGAGAUGAGACAAGUGUGUAUAUUUUGGGCAUAAAGACUGGGUUUGAGUCUCCAAAGACAAUGCAGUCUGAGACCUUAGAGUUCAGUAUCUGUGUCCUUGGUGUGUUUUGUGACAUGAGCUCUGGUCUUAAUAGAGCUGUGGAUUACUGCAGCAACUCCACCUCCACAUUUUCAGUAUCACUUACUCAGAUGUGUAGGUCUUCUGUCUUGCCAUUUCCCAUGCCCUCUGGUACCAGUAUCUGCAGUAUUUGCACAGCUUGCAUUUGGUGAAAUUCCUUCAUAUGUUGAGUUAAUGCAGAAAUACCAGACUGCUCAUACUGUACCUUACUAUGUGUAUAAAUCAGUAUUUUAGGUACAGAACUGAUUUUUUUGCUUAAAGUUAGUACUGCAAAUGCAUGCUUAUACGUACAAGUUUGCAGCUUUACUGGUAUUUUCUACAAGCCGAGUCACUGUUUGCUGUUAAUGCUGUAUGCCCCUACUCGAGCUAGAUAUUUAUAUAUGCUGAACUUCAGUCGUCUAGGAGUGCGAGGCUCUCCAGUGGCUAAAGUCUCACUCGUUAUCACUCUUGUAACAUUUGUUACCUAUAUGUAGCGGAAAUAGUAUCAUUAACUUUGUAGUUGUUGACUUUGUUCUCGAGUCGGGUAUUAUCCUCAAAUGUUAGACAUCCACAUACAUAUAUAUAUAUUUAUAUCUACCUACUAUCCCUAUGUAGUACCAUGGGUAACUUGACCCCUGUGGUAUUGGCAUUGAUGUUGCAAUUUUCCACAUUUGUAAAAUAUCUUCAGAUAUUGCUUGUAUACUGAGGUUCUAGAAAAUGCAUUUCUGUACCUUCUGCAACCAUUUAGCUGAUAUUUUUGUUAAUGUGCACUGAAUCUCUAACUGUAUAAAUUAGGAUAUUUGCAAACUGAUGAGGCUGUCUGUGCAUUAUGUAUUAGAUACAUGACCUUUGUCUGCUGUAAUUGUUUGAAUUUAGUCCAUUUGCAGGAUGUCUGGCAGUGAUUUGUAAGCAUCUAUCCAUGCCUGUUGCAUCUGUUCAUCUGCUCUCUUUUUGGUAAUGCUAAACAUUUAUGUUGAAUUUGUGGCUUCUAAUGCUCGUUUUGUGGUACAUCUGCCUGGCUCUGGGUCAUGUGGCAUUUUAUAGUCUAGAUAUAAAGCUUUAACUGUUGGCUUUUGUGAUUCAUUUGAGAUGUCUGCCAUGUUUUCUCUUUCAGUUCACCAGUUCCAUGAAACAGCAUUUCAUCAUCAUGCUUUGAUAUGUCACUGUAUUCAAGGUUGCAGUAGGAUGCGAUGUGCAAGAAACCUUCCUGAUGAUGCACUGAAGAGUAGCAUUAUUCCCGUGUUUUAACUGCUUAUGCUCCUGUGUUAAAGUAGUAUAUGUAAAAUCUUUUGCAUAAGAAAGGGACUGAACAGAAGGGAUGGCAUUGCAUGCAUCCAAAAAAACCUUGGCUUGUCAACUAACAUUUAAUGCCUUUUCAUACAAGGAAUGCAUUUUGCAUCAUUACCCCCCCCCAUCAUGAAUUAUACCAGGGGGUGCAACACCAGAAGUUUGACAGGAGUCAUGCACACCUGGUGCACCAUAUCCCUAAAAUCCACCAGGGUUUCCUCCCCCUACAAGUCCAAAUACUGUGUUCACCAGUUUCAGUGCAUCAUAUACUAAUAUAGGCAAGACAGGAUUUCAUGGCAGUGAGGGUCAUUGUAUAUUUCCUAGAUGCAUAUGGAGUACAAACCACAUGCUGCACCUGUGUUGAAUGACACUCAUAAGAUGCAAUUGUUUGCAUAUGAGUCUUUUGCAUUUGCAACUAGCAAAAUUAGUUGCAUAUAUGCAACCCAUGCAUAGGAGAAUGCCACUUAUUGAAGAUAGAAGUGACACCAUUCUCAUUCGUUUUUAACUUUUGUGCUCCAUAAGUCUGUUUUAGUGUAUGUAUAAGAACCUUAGACAUUUGUUUGCCAAAUGUACUGUGCUGCUUUGAAACAAAUAUUGAUGUAAUCUGACCUGUAUUAAAAACAAAGUUAACAAAACAA